AUGGUUCAGUUUGACACACUCGCGAUCCUGAUUGCCUUGGGCAGCCUGGGUUUGAUCUACUACAGGAAGUCCAAGAAGGGGCCUUAUUCACAUUUGCCUCUUCCUCCUGGCCCUCCAAGGAAGCCGAUUGUUGGCAAUCUGUUCAACAUGCCUUCGAGGCCUGAAUGGCAGGAUUAUCAUAAGAUAUCUCAGGAGCACAAUACCGACAUUAUUUAUCUUAACGUUGUCGGUACAAACAUUGUCGUUUUGGACACUCACGAUGCUGCCAUGGAGCUGUUGGAAAGAAGGUCAUCAAAAUACUCCAGUCGUGCUCACCUUCCUAUGGUUAACGAAUUGAUGGGAUGGGACUUUGCUGUCGGAUUCAAGGAAUACGGUCAACAAUGGCGCGACUGCCGUCGUCUGAUGCAUCACAGCUUCCACCCUGGUGCUGUCGUUCUGUUCAGGCCUCACAUGCUCCGUGCCACUCGUAACCUGUUGAAACGCUUCCUCGACUAUCCCGAGAACAUUAUGGGAAACAUUCGUCACAUGUCCGGAGAAGGCAUUCUGUCAAUUACCUACGGUUUGGAUGUGUUAGCCGACAACGAUCCUUACAUCAAGGUUGCUGAACAGUCACUUGCGGGCUUUGCCGAAGCUGCUGUUCCCGGCGCUUUCCUCGUCGACUCUUUCUCCCUGUUGAAAUAUGUUCCCGAAUGGUUCCCUGGUGCUGGAUUCCAGACAAAAGCCCGUAUUUGGAGAGAUGCCGCCUUCGAGAUGCGUGAUUACACCUUCAAGGGAGCUAAGAAGAACGUGCUUGCUGGAACUUCGCCUCACUGCUUCGUCUCUGCUAACUUGAACGACAUGGACCCCAGCAAGCCUGAUCCCGUCAAAGAACAGCUCGUCAAGGACACCGCCGGAAGCAUGUACUCUGGUAAGGAUGAACCCUCUGCAAUGCGAGCGAGUACUCUUUCUGCCGUCGGAUCUUGCAUCUUGGCCUUCCUCGAAUACCCGGAGACUCUUAAGAAAGCUCAGGCUGAACUCGACCGUGUCAUCAAGCCUGGACAUCUCCCCGACUUCAACGACUACGACUCUCUGCCCUACAUCACCGCUUUGACCAUGGAGACUCUUCGAUGGAGAGAUGUUGGACCUAUUGGCUUGCCCCACGUUCUUAUUGAAGAGGAUGAGUACAAGGGUUACCGCAUUCCGGCUGGAACUAUCGUCAUCGCUAACUCAUGGGCUAUGCUUCACAACGAAGAGACCUACAAGGACCCCUUCACCUUCAACCCUGACCGCUUCUUGACCAAGGAUGGCAAACUCGACAAGACUGCUCGCGAUCCCGGACACGCCUGCUGGGGCUUCGGACGCCGUGUCUGCCCAGGUCGCUACCUCGCCUUCUCCGGUGUCUGGAUCACACUCGCUUCGCUCGCUGCCGUCUUCGAUAUCACCAAGGCUGUUGACGAGAAGGGCAACAUCAUUGAGCCCUCGCACGAAUACGUCAACUCCGCCAUCAUUGUCCCCAAACCCUUCCAGGCCUCAGUCAGGCCACGCUCUCGUGGCCACGAACAAGUCAUCCGUGACGCUGUCGCUGCUCCCGCCGCUUAA
Messenger RNA from Psilocybe cubensis, 1578 nucleotides. RefSeq lists its product as uncharacterized. The coding region runs from base 1 to 1578 and encodes 525 amino acids. NCBI's taxonomy places the organism in Eukaryota, Fungi, Basidiomycota, Agaricomycetes, Agaricales, Agrocybaceae. The transcript is spliced from 10 exons. The record is from RefSeq and is a predicted model, not a curated record. Gene Ontology annotation, molecular function: oxidoreductase activity, acting on paired donors, with incorporation or reduction of molecular oxygen; heme binding; monooxygenase activity.